Molecule: messenger RNA, 2963 nt
Organism: Apis cerana (Asiatic honeybee)
Lineage: Eukaryota; Metazoa; Arthropoda; Insecta; Hymenoptera; Apidae
Product: transmembrane 7 superfamily member 3
Biological process (GO): negative regulation of programmed cell death
Cellular component (GO): plasma membrane
Source: RefSeq, a predicted model, not a curated record
AAUUUAAUCGAAUAAGUGUGUCACGCGGUUCAUAACUCCGAUCGACAUGAGCCGCAAUUUUGUUGGAAAGUUGCUGAUCUUUCUGUUAUUCUUCAUUGGCAGUUUAGAUACGAAAGUAUUAUCAAAUACACUGUCUCUCGGUGAUGGAAGUGUAUUUGAAAUGAUGUUAACUAAUGACACUACACCAUAUAUGAAACAAAUAUCUAUUGCAGCAAGUAGCAAAGCAAUCUUUAAUGUAACAAACGUUUCCUCCACCGCUUCAUUUAUUAUUUUUCAAAUUCAUAUUUAUCAACAUAAUGUUACAUUAUCUUUUGAUAAAGAUUGUCUUGAUAAAGUUUCGAAUAGAAGCAUAUUUGGAUCAAACAUUGGUCUUCUCUCUAAGCUAACCACUAAUAUAAUGACACAAUUUUUCGUGAAAAAUGAUAAUGUUCACGAUGUUAAGGCUCUGCUCGUUGUUAUUGCUUACAAUAAUAAAGCACCCGUACCGGGUGGAUGCAACAUGGAGUUCGAUACCGAGAUCGCGCCGUACGCGAGAAUGCGGACACGCGACGCGAUGGUGAUCGUCGACGUGCAACCAGCCUCGUUACCGUUCAACUCAAUGCCCUGGACUUGCGAAAAGGAGCCGGUGGAGGUCGAGAUGUACCAGAUGUACCUGCCCGAGCAGGACCUCACUGCCGAAACUUAUUUCACGGGUAUCGUAAACAUGCUAACUGUGGAAGAUAUCAAAAAGAACGGAGUGAAGGCAAUGGCUUCCAUUGUUUCCUCUCCGAUGAGACGAAUAUUUAGCGCGUAUUUCGGAGUUGGCUCGGUUUACGUCGCAGUGGCUAGUUAUGGGGAUUAUUCUGCGGCCUAUGUCCCGAUAUUUUCAUACGGCUGUAAUCCCACAAUCGAUCCUGUAUCGUGUGACAUUUUAUCCGAGGGUGUUUUGAAGUUUAUUUCUGCCGUUUGUUUCUUCGUGGGAUUAUUUUUUACAUUCCUGGGUCAUCAUGUCUCUAGAGUUGAAAAAAUGUUUCCUAUAUUUUUCAUUGGGACCGUAAUUGGAUAUGCCAUAGAAGGUAACAUUAUAAUUGGCAUGGCAAUAGGUUUGCUCUUCAACCUGUUGUCCUUAGUGUGCCCAUACUCCACAGAGCAUCGUAACGUUGCAUUCCUGGUCAAUAUUACUCUGGGCUUGUUCUUUGCGUGCGUUGCUUACUUACACUCCCCAGGUUCAUUUGUAAUUCUGCAGAACAAUACGGUAUUUUGGUUUCUAUUUUUGACAUUGGCUCUCGGUAUAGCUGUUGUCACGACAUUUUGCUUUUGUUCUUAUAUUACGUGUUCCAUAUUUUCAUCCUUCACGAUAAUCCUGCCGAUUGAUUAUUGGGUUGGCUCUUCUCUGAAAUAUAUUAUGAUAAACAUCGUAAGGCGAGCAACUGUGGAGGAUUUUAAUCUAGCCAUUGUUCGACCUCCGAUUCAGACUAAGGAUAUAUGGUUGAUUGUAUUCUGGAUAUGUUUGGCGUUAUUUCACUUUUAUAAACAUUACCAAAAUCAAUUAUUAUUAAAUGAUAGAAUGACAGAAACAACACCAUUGUGGAAUCAAUAUUAACGAAUCAUGUUCCAAAUAUUUACUACAAUUACGAAUGAUGUAGUUCACGAUUUUUCAUAUACAAGGAAUGAAUUUAGAUUGCUAAGUUGAUUGAAACAUUUUAUGAUGUAAUGAUAAUACAUCAAAGAUACUUAAGUGAUAAUCUCGUACAUCUAUGAUUUAUAUUGAUAAUAUUUUUUAAUUUUAAUUGUUAAUUUUAUAAAUUUUAUACCAAAUACAUUUAAACAUGAUAUAAUUAUUUAAAAAAAUAUUCAUAUUAUUCCUUCCACUUAUCAGUCACUGUAAUUCAUAUACAAAAAAUAAAUUCUCCCAUUAAUCAUUUCUUAAUAUCAAUUAAAUUUUUGUUAGAUUUUUAUUUCUUUUUAUAUUUUUCAUGCGAUAAAUAUCUUUAAAAUAAUAGAUAUGAAAAAAAUAAGAGCAUAAAUAUUAAUUUCUCAUUUAUUCAAUAUUCUUAUUUCGUCGUUCUUUACAAGCUAAAACCGUAAAGUGUUUAUUAUUCAAAUAUUUGAAAAUGAAGCAAAGAAUGCAAUUAUUCCGCUUGUAUUGGUUAAACGUUAACCAAGAGGCAUCGAACGUUGAGCUCUCCAUCCAUCGAAAUCGGAAACAAAGAAACGGGAAAAAUAGAAUUACUUUGAAGUAUAAAAUACUGUUCACGAUGAAAAAUAGUGUUUCGAAGUAACGAUACACGUAUAAACGUACUCGGAAUAUAAAGGAAUCCAAAGGAUAACGAUGAAAGAUUUCAAGUGUUUAUUGAACAAAAAAUGCCAGAUGACUUGUGUUGUCAUUAAAAUGAAAUAACAUUUAUUGAAUCGAGACAGUGACACCUAACAGUGGUUUUCUAUAUCCUACUACUUACAAUCUUAAAGGUAAUCACAGCAACAAUAUUAUCUCCAUUAUUCACAACACUUACGUAGAUUACUGUCGCAAUAAUAUAUUAUUCUCGUUAAUAAAUUUGUUAAUACUCAUACACUGUAUUCGUUAUCAGUAUUUAUUAUUACAGAUAAUAAGAAAACUGCGUGACCACUUCCGCGUCACCGUCCUCGGGGGUCUGUCCAAGAUUCACAGGAUCAUUCGCAACGUGAAUCAAAGACAUUCAUCUUCAUCUUCGUUCCCAAUAACAUCACUGAAAUGGAACUUGCCCCUAUCUUUAAACAUGCAAUUUAUUAAAACAACAAACAAAAUAGAGAUAAAAUUUACGCGGCAACGAAUCCAACGUCAAAUUCCAUUUCGGUGUGUUAUAAAUAUUUUAACGACUUUCCACAGAAAUUGUCGAUUGUUCUUGCGCACAACGUAUUAUUUUUCAGGCAUAUUUUUAUCUUCGCGAGAAACGAUAAAAUCGGCCAAAAAAAUAAAGUAGCUCGACGAAGCCAUUUUUAUAACA